This is a messenger RNA of Cylas formicarius (sweet potato weevil), 1726 nucleotides long. Its product is annotated as DAZ-associated protein 2-like. NCBI's taxonomy places the organism in Eukaryota, Metazoa, Arthropoda, Insecta, Coleoptera, Brentidae. The coding region runs from base 393 to 857 and encodes 154 amino acids. The transcript has 6 exons. The record is from RefSeq and is a predicted model, not a curated record.
GCGGUCUUUACUGUGGUUUUUUGGCUAUUUUGUGUUCGACGUCCUAGUUAUUUGCCUGACGUAAAUUUUUUGCAAAAUCUUAGUGUUCUUUUUUGUGUUUAAUACGUUAAAACUCUAAACUGUCUUAUUAAUUAUUGUUUGGUGCUUUUCGAAGACGGUGUAAAAUAUGGCUGACAAGAAAGGACCAGAUUGUCAUCAAAAUGUGUUACUUGCAGCACCUGCUUUAAAACAAGAGUACAGGAGGACCCAGAAAGCUCUGCCUUGGAGAUUUGGACAUCGAAAAAAACACCAUCGGGGGUGCGGUGCCCCCCCCUUCUUCGGCUCCAUCUUUUACCCCACAACCGCCGCCGCAGCCUAAUCCACCUGUCCCCACACCCCAGCCUUACGGGGUUAUGCCUGGAAUGCCAGGAUCUCCUUAUGUAAUCCCGGGACAGACUCAGCUAUAUCCUCAAGGUCCUCCGCCCACUUACGAUCAGAGUUUGACCCACCCGGCCAUUGUCGGGCAGCAUAUGUACCCCCCAGGGACAAUGUAUGCCGCUGGUUAUCCCAGCUAUUUGGGUUAUCCCACAUAUACUCCGAUGCAGUAUUAUCCUUCAUUGGGUGCCUACUCCUAUGCAAUGCAGCCUGCUCAACUGCGACCGACCAUCAUGAUACCGAAUCCGCACCUCUUCCAGAAUGGAUACGACACGGGGGCGCGGUUCGACGGCAUCACGCAACAGGUGUUACCACCCGCGCCCCCAGGCGUGCCACCGACCGCCGCGCAGUUGGCUGCCAUGGCCGGACACCAAGUGGCGCUAGGUCAAAAAAAGAACACGUUCUUGGCGGGCAGUUCGGAGGGCGGCUAUACAUUUUGGUAGUUUCGAUUGCUCCCCAGCACCCCCCACUAGACUAAUGGAAAUCAAGCUAGAUUAUAAUAUUGAGGAAAGUAAUAUUUGUUUAAAGUGAGAUUACACUCCCCUUUAUUUAUUAAGAACAAGAUAUACAUGACAGGCGUCGCGAAUGUCUUUUUUGUGUCCAGGCGACGCGCUUAUUUAUUUAUUUUUUUUUUCGUUUUCGAAUUGUUGAUUUUUGAUCGGUAGAGAAAUAAAGCGUUUUUUUUUUUUUGUUGAACGGUAAAUGAAACGUUGCAGCAAAUCGUUCUUUAUGACGGAAAGCAAUAAUCCAAGGAUAUGUUGAAUGUAUAUUUUACCUUCUCUCGAUGUUAGUGUUAAUUGGGUCAUAUAGUAUCCGAACUGAUCUUGUCGAGUCGGCAAAAUAGGUACUUUACAUCGACAACGACAUUUUCAUUUAUUUUAAUUCGAGUUCAGUGUAGAUAGUGUUUGUGUGAAGCAUAUUUCAGUGCAGAAGUGACCCAUUUAUUCUAACUUUGACAUUAUUUAUAAUUUGAAGUGUGUUUACAUUGUCUGACUUCCCAUCUAAUUUAUCAUUCGAGAAUACUAACUUUAGACACAUCUGACAAUUGUCAAAUGGAGUCACACACCUGAUAAACUUAUUAUGAAUAAUUAAACAAAAUGAAUAACAUAACGUUAAAUAUAAUAUCGGACUCGGCCAAAAAAAUAUAAUAAUAGUUUGUUGCAUUCGAGAAAUAACAAAUUUCAAAUCAAAUAAAAAACGGACGAGUCAAGUAAAAAAUUUAAUGGUGUGAAGUCAAAUGCAAAUAAAAUUAAAAAAAUCAGAUAGUGUAAACCACACUUUUAGAUAUACAGCGAGUAGCACUUCCAAAACC